AGCAGUUGCCUUUGCUGUGCUUGCUUCUCUGAGAAACACACAUACACAAUUACGCUCUACUUUGCUGUUUGUGAAGGAGGGCUGAAUUCUGUCUGCUCUGGAUCAUGCUGCCCUGGAAAAGGAGUAAGUUCGUGCUUGUGGAGAACGAGAUGAUAAGCAAGCCUAAAAGUCUCAGAGCUGGGCUGACCUACCAUUCACUUCUAUCGACUUUGCUCCACUCCUGCCCCGACCUCGUUCCUGACUGCCCGUUCCACUGGCUUGGAAGCGUCUUCCAUAGCAAGCGUCAGAAAGUGGAGCUUAACAAAGAGGAGCCCACUUACAAUGUGCGUUACCUGGGGAGCACAGUCACCAUCAUGGCCAAAGGGGAAGACUGCACACAGGAUGCGGUGGCCAAAAUAUGGACUCGCAGCAACUACGGUGAACAAUGCGCCAAGAUGAAACUCACCGUCAGCCCUCAUGGAAUUCGCAUGGGAGCAGAUAAAGGUGGCAAAAAGAAGCCUGUCCACCUCUAUUCCCUCAACCGCAUUACGUACUGCACUGCUGACCCCUUCCGGCCCAAGAUCUUUGCAUGGAUUUACAGGCAUCAGGUGAAGAAUAAAGCUGUUGUACUACGCUGUCAUGCUGUUCUGCUGGCGAAGGUGGAGAAGGCCAGAGCAUUGGCACUUAGUUUGUACCAAACCUCAACUUCUGCAUUUACAGAGUUCAAACGGCUAAAACGCCAGAGCGACUUCCGUCAUUGCCAACAACAACUAUUGGGUGAGGAUUUCGUGCCUAUUAUACCCCUACGAAGACUUAUGAAUGGACAGUGCCACUAUCAGCCACCUACUGAAAAGCCUGGAUGUGCCUCACGGCUGCCAUCCAUUACUGAGGAAGAGGAGGAAGAUGAUGAUGAAGGAAUGGUGAAUGCAGAAACCACAACAACAAACAACACUCCCAGUCUCCCUCCGGAGAAAGAUCUGGGAAAGAUGGUAAACGAACUGGAUGAGGUUUCGAUUACAAUUUGGGAUGAAGCAAAGAUGACUAUAAGCACUUUGGUGUGACUUCAAAUGGAUACAGUUUAUUGUCUUCACCACUGAGCCUACAUUCUUUUGCCCACUUUGUCCGGUACGUCCACCAUCGAUGCACCAUGAAACAGCCCCCUGGAACUCCCCCUACCUCUGUAAUGGGAUAAGAACCAAGGGAAGAAACUGUUCCACAGAUGAAGAGCUGCAUGCAGAGGUUGCUAGAGGGAUUUUAACUAUAUGAGCCUGUACAAGCACAAUAAAGGAGAACGACAGGUACACCAAUCAUCUGGUAUUGGUUAAGAGCUUACACCAAAAAGCCUUUACCUACUCCAACAUUGAGCAAAGCUUACACUGCACACCCAAAGACAAGGCAUGCAUCUAGUUCUCUUGAUAUUCCUAUUGAUGAGUUUGUGAGUACAUGCAAACUACAAGUGCUUUUGACUGAUUGACUGACAAUGAGAGUGAAUAUUUGUAUAAAGAGUGCAUUUUUGAAUGACCAGUUAGACUUUUGACGUAUGUAAUUUAUCCCUGGUGACCUCUCUCAAUGGACUCCGCUUCAAGGGGACUGGAGGGAUGGGGUUGAAGUUUAUUAUUUUUUUUUUUUGGCUCUUGGAGCAGCACUAAUGAAUUAAACCAUAACUUAGGAAUCAAGCCAUUGACUUGACAUGUUUACUGCUACCAUUCGUCAUAGCUCUGCUAAUCUGUAAUGCAUAACAAGUGGAGGCAUCACCUGUGAUGUUUGAGACAAACAUUUUAAAAUGUUUUUUAAAUGGUAUCUAUUUUACACUGUGAUUUGUUUGGGACAAAUGGCAGCAAAGUGCAAAAUUAGAUAUUGUAUUUAUACAAAUGAGUAAUUGUAAUUUAUGCUGAUUCUGAAUAUGUGUUGAUGUAAAGUGGUUGUUAUAAAAACCCAUUUUUAUGGGUUGUAGCUUCCAUCUGUCAAUUCUGGCAUGAUGUUUUGUAUUUCCAGCACAUCAUAUUCAUCUACUGGAUAAUUUGAUUGAAAACAGUGAAACAUUGCGUUUUCUACUCCUCUCAUAAUUUUUCUGAACAGUA
Molecule: messenger RNA, 2060 nt
Organism: Xyrauchen texanus (razorback sucker)
Lineage: Eukaryota; Metazoa; Chordata; Actinopteri; Cypriniformes; Catostomidae
Gene: fam43b
Product: family with sequence similarity 43 member B
Exons: 1
Coding region: 105-1040 (311 amino acids)
Source: RefSeq, a predicted model, not a curated record